Molecule: messenger RNA, 1936 nt
Organism: Gavia stellata (red-throated loon)
Lineage: Eukaryota; Metazoa; Chordata; Aves; Gaviiformes; Gaviidae
Gene: CCDC82
Product: coiled-coil domain containing 82
Exons: 8
Coding region: 41-1459 (472 amino acids)
Cellular component (GO): nucleus
Source: RefSeq, a predicted model, not a curated record
CGGCUCCAGCGCCGGACCGCGGGAACGUUAACGCCUUCCAAUGGAGAUAAAAGCAGUUGUCAGAAGAUAUGAAACAAGAAAUAAGACAGCAGGAGCAGAACUGUCAUCCAAAUCCCGAGUUGAUUGGAGACGCACUAAAAGGGAGCUCAUACUACUUGACAGCAAUGACGAAUCCUCAUGUACCUCUGAGGAGGAAGAGCCUACUGCAUCAGAAGAUGAAGUAGAUGAAAAAGAUGAAACUGUUGUGAAGAACAGCCUUUCAGAUCAGGAAGAGAAAAGCCAUGAUGGGGAAGUAACAGAAGAUGGUGAGGAUGAGUGCAUCAUGCCUGGGAAGCGUAAAAGGUUGAACACCUCUGUCUUGUAUGACAGUGAUGAAAGUGAGGACAGUGAUAUACUUGUUCGAAAAGUUUUUGCUAAACGCCACUGUAUAAUGGAUGAUGAUGAGAGUUCUGAAGAACAGCAACCUGAUAAAACCUGCCCUACAGAAAAUGUUUCUACUAAUAGGAAACAUAAAGUGUUUGCAAAAUUGAAAGAACUUGCAAGACAAAGAGCAACUCGGACAUCCUGCAGCAGUGAAGAUUGUGAGGAUUCUAAUGGUGAAGCAGAAAUAGAAGAGGAACCACUGUCUCACUUGGCCCUCACACCAACAGAAGGUAGUGAAACAGAAGGUAGUGACAGUGACAGCAUGAAAGAUUUUAUAGUAGAGGAAAAGGAAGAUGACGGUGACAACAUAGAGCACACAAAGAGUGAAAAACGGCCACAACAGAAGGAACUAAUUGCAUCAAAUAGCGAGUUGCUGGCAUACUACGUCCCACACUUAUCUCGCUGUGAUCAUUAUGUACACUUCAAAAGAAUAGUAAAGGCUUUCCUCAUAAAUGCAAUUGAUGACACUUUUCUGAGCUCAUUAUAUGAUGGAACAAGACAAAAGAAGUAUGCACAAGAUAUGUUGCUCUCACUUCAUUAUUUGGAUGACCGCUUCAUUCAGCCUCGUCUUGAGAACUUAAUCUCUAGAAGUCGCUGGAAAGAUCGAUACAAGGAGCGUGUGGAUUGUUACCCAGAUGUUCGCAUAAUCUUGAAAAAUCCAGAAAAUAUGUCUUGUCAGGCCUGUGAAUUGAAUCGAUAUUGUAAGUUUAAUGUGCUGCUCUCUGGAAAGCUUUAUAAUAGUAGAACUUUGGAAGCAGAUGACUUCAUGUCAGAUGACAAGCAGGUUUUGAAGGUUGGUGUGGUGUGUGCAGAUCGUACAAGAGUUUAUCAUAAUUUGAAGCACUUCAAAUACAAGUUGUAUGUGGAUUGCAGCUCCAUUACCAAGUUGGAUGGUGUUGAGGAUGAACCAGUCAAAGACACAGUCGAACGGCUUUUCAGCCACUUGGAAGACAGUGGGUGGAUUCGGAAGAGAUACAAUGAUCUUGAAGACUACAUGAAUGAUGCAGAUAGUUUCCAAGAAGAGAAAAUGGAUUAAGUGGUCAUAUAGCUCUUUGAAAGACAUCUUGUAAAAAUUUGAAUGGCCUGCUUUACCUGCAUGCACUUUAUCUCUGCUUGGUCUUCAAGAUUCUUUUUAGGCUAUGUUAUACUUAAAUCCAUAUGCCCUUAAACUACUGUUUGAGAAUGUGCUGUAUCUUUUUUUCUCAUCUGUGUCAAUAAUAGCCCAAAGUUUUACCAAGUCAGUCCUUCCAGUCUUACUGCAUAGGUCACUUUAAGUUUCCUUCUGUUAUUAAAAAUAACAUCACAAUAUCUGUUUACUUGUGAAAUAAAGCCCACCUGUUUAUAUUGAGCUGCAUCAUAGGAAAGGUGGGAGAUACUGAGACCUUUUGAAGUAGGUAUAUUUGGAAUGGUAAGGCUGUGUUAUACAGGAACAUAUGACUUGCAUCUUACCUUGUUUGUUAUAUGCAAGUAGGUCCAACCAUUUAGAAUGAUAGUUACAAUAAACAGGACCCAA